AGCCAGAAAACUAUGCUACCUAUGCGUCCGCGUCUCGCAGAUCUGGGAGUUUUGAAUGUGUUAUCCUGGUGUUGUUUGCAUUAUUUAUUCAAGGUGUGAGUGGUAACUUUAUUCGUGACCGCUGCGUAAAGUGAAACCGCGACGGGCGACGUCCUCUAGGUGAAACGCGCGUAAUAAUGGCCUUCUUUAUACUUCAUAGCCUCCUAACUAGAGGAGGCAGUGGUGCAAUGGACGGCAUUCUGACAGCGACUAGUGCAUCGACGGAUGUGAAACCGAGUGUUGAAGACUUGGUUGACGAAAAUCAUUCCGCGAACGAAGUUGCGGUAGACGUGAAGCCUACUGUUGAUCACGGACAUUAUGCGAAUGAUGUUACGAUGGACGUAAAGCCGAACAUUGAGCAUGAUGCGAAUGAAUUUACGUCGGACGUCAAGCCGUUAGUUGAUCACGGACAUUAUGCGAAUGAAGUUAUGGCAUUGCUGGACGAGAAGCCCAGUGUUGAUGAUGGGCUCCAUGCGAAUGAAAUUGCGGAGGACGUGGAUCCGUGUGUUGAUCACGGACACAAUGCCAAUGAAGUUACAGUGGACUUGAAGCCGAUUGUUGAUCACAGGCAUAAUGCGGAUGAAGUUAUGGAAUUGGUGGAUGUGAAGCCCAGUGUUGAUGAUGGACAUGAUGCGAAUACAGUUACUCUCUGUGAAGGUUCCUUGCCUGCGGCAUCUCAGGACCAGUACCAUUCACUCGUGUUUGUAGAAGAUGGACUGCAUUCCUGCCGUCAGUGUGCAUAUACAACCAGGAUUAAGGCGAACAUGAGAGUACACCUUCGCCGACACACAGGGGAGCAUCCCUUCCAGUGUCACCUUUGCCCGGCUACUUUCACUGCGAAAUUCCAUCUCACAGAGCACAUUCGCACUCAUACCGGAGAGCGUCCUUUCUCCUGCACGCAGUGCAAUGCAUCCUUUUCACUGAAACACAACCUGAAGGAACACUUGCGCACCCACACAGGAGAACGUCCCUUUUGCUGUGUUCACUGCAGUAAAUCCUUUUCAAAGAAAUGUAACCUGAAGCAGCACAUGCGCACCCACAUGCCCAACCGCAUUAUAGAGCGACCCUUUUCUUGUGGCCAGUGCAAUGCAUCCUUCACAUCCAGAUUCCAAGUCAAGCAACAUAUCCGCACCCACACAGGAGAGCGUCCUUUCUCUUGUCUCUACUGCGAUGCAUCCUUUUCACGAAAGCGGGAUCUCAGGAGUCACGAGCGCAUCCACACAGGAGAGCGUCCAUUUUCCUGUGAUAAUUGUGAUGCAGCCUUUGCGCAGAGGCGCAACCUCGUGCUGCACAUGCGCACCCACACAGGCGAACGUCCCUUUUCCUGUGGCCACUGCGAUGCAUCCUUUUCAGUGAAGCGCAACCUCAGUAAUCACGUGCGCGCCCACACAGGAGAGCGUCCGUUUUCCUGUGGCCACUGUGAUGCAUCCUUUUUAUCCAGAAGCAACAUGAAGCGACAUAUGCGCACUCACACAGGCGAACGUCCCUUUUCCUGUGGCCACUGUGAUACAUCCUUUGCACGAAAAAGCAGCCUCGUAGUGCACACUCGUACCCACACAGGAGAGCGUCCAUAUUCCUGCAUCUACUGUAAUGCAUCUUUUUUCCGAAGAAGCACGUUCAAUCGCCACAUCUUAGGACUUCAUCCCAAGGAAGCCCUGAAAGGCAGGGGUGCCAGUGUUCCUAAUGUGGAGGUAACUUGACUGAUUUAUUCUGCUAGAAGGUGACCUUAUAAAAAAACAAAACUCUUUACUGCCGAGUGUUGCAAAUUCACGACAUGCUGGAAAACUCUGAGCAAGCAAGUGAAGAAAUUUGUGCCGCCUUUAA
Messenger RNA from Rhipicephalus microplus (southern cattle tick), 1863 nucleotides. RefSeq lists its product as uncharacterized. The record is from RefSeq and is a predicted model, not a curated record. Gene Ontology annotation, molecular function: RNA polymerase II cis-regulatory region sequence-specific DNA binding; DNA-binding transcription factor activity. Lineage: Eukaryota; Metazoa; Arthropoda; Arachnida; Ixodida; Ixodidae. Gene Ontology annotation, biological process: regulation of transcription by RNA polymerase II.